AUGGGCUGUGGAAAAUCGAAACACGAUGUUGUUACGGGAAACACCAGGACGAUCAGAAAACCCUUAGAAUCUGAAUCAGUGAAGGGUAAAGAAAAUGAGACAAUUAAAAAACAAGAAAGCUGCCAAUGUCAGAAACCCACCGACGUGGCCGCUGCGGUUUCUGCAGACCGGCCAGAUAUCACCUUGGAAAACAAUGCCAAGAAAUCAAAGGAAAAAGAAGCUGAAGUAGAUUGUGGUGAGAAGUCAGAGGAAAAGGAAACCACCAUUUUGCCGCCGGUAAUGGCCAUAGUGCCAGAAAAUAUUGUGACGGAGGAAACAUCCAACGACGUAAAUGAGAGCGUAUUGAUUGUGGAUGAACAAAAUGCAGAAGAAGGUGAUAUUGAGCCGGUGGUCGAAGAGGAAAAAAGUAUUGACGAUAAAAUUUCGGGUGACGGCGACGCUGAAAUUUCACCUCCCGAGACUGAAGAACUAAAACCAGAUGUACAAACUCCGGUAACAGCAGAAUCAGAACUUCAAGAUACUUUAACUACAGAGAAUGUGGCCGUAGAAAACGUAGAAACUGCGUCCACAGAAAACGAUGAAGUUCCAGUUUUAAAGGACGAAGAUAAAGUUGAUCAUGUAGAGGAAAAUCUGGCAAAGGAAGUUGGGUCGGCAUGA
Molecule: messenger RNA, 657 nt
Organism: Raphanus sativus (radish)
Lineage: Eukaryota; Viridiplantae; Streptophyta; Magnoliopsida; Brassicales; Brassicaceae
Exons: 3
Coding region: 1-657 (218 amino acids)
Source: RefSeq, a predicted model, not a curated record